UUUAUUUAUAUUUCGAGUCGGAGAGUGAUUCCAUCAGUCGAGACUAUUGGAAUCCGUAAAGUGAAUUUUUCUUCCUAUGAAUAUUACCAUACAGAGUGUAGAGCAAUUCAAGUCGCACAAAGGCGUCAAGAUUGAUUAACAUCUUUGAAUCAGCAAUACAAAGAAGUAUAAAAUAUCAACGAAGGAGCGAGCUACGUCAGUUGGAGGCUGGAGGUCAAAACCAAAACGGAGGCGUACAUACAGAAAGAUGGCAGGCUUUCUGUUGUGCGCUGCGCGCUUACUAUUUUUAUUUCUUAUUAAUUUGAUCCUUAUAUCAUCUUGUUCUGCAAACAAGCUGGUAAGAAAUGUACCAGAGCCGUUGAUCCAAAGUGCCUUGAAUUCUUUGAACGAGGAUUCUCCGACCCACCAUACGUACAAGGGCGGUAACCUGAUUAGCGCGCAAAAAUUGGAUGAGUCACCAUACGUAAUAUAUAGACUUACAUUUGACUUGACCCCUGUUUGCAAAAAGACAUUAGAACCUUGUCCUCGAGAAGCAUGUACCGUAGAAGUAAAGCAACACGAACGAGGAGACAUACACGUUUUACGGGAAUCUAUACAGUGCAUGUAUUUGUAUCCCCAAUCGACACAAGAUGAUCCACUGCAAGCUCAAGAAUAUACUCAGGACCAGGAGAUUAUUGAAAAUUUGGACAAACAGAUUGUCAGUAACCAAAGCGUAGAACUUGAUCAUGAGAUUCAGAAAACUGGAGACCAUAAUGAUAAACCAUUCAUAGCUAUGAGGGCUUCUAGUUCUAAUUAUUGUCCAGGAUGUCCAUAUGAAUUAAAUCCAAACAUACCCGAGUUAGCUGUGUUUGGAGAACAAGUGGCAAAGUCAAUGGAUGAAUUAAUAUUGAAUGACUUCAAGCACAAAAUGAUCAAUGUUAUCAAAGUAACUCGUGCUGUACCACCUUCAUCUAAUGUAAUACAAUAUCAAUUAUUAUUACGUAUGGGAGAAUCAGAUUGCUUGAAAAAUGCAAUAGAUCAAUCAGAAUGUUCUGUGCAAUUGAAUCUUCCCAUUAAAACAUGCUUGGUAACAUUUGAAGAACAACCUUGGCAACAAUCUAGUCGUAAAAUAACAAAAAACAAUUGUACUUCAGCGAAUAACAUUGAAGUUGGACAUAAUAUUGAUCAUUCUUCAACAUUAAAUGCUGAAGCACUUGUAACAGAGCCUGCACCUAACAGAGAAGAAUCUAAUCUUGAAAAGGUUGAGGCUAUGGAAAAUUUAAAAAGUAUUCUUGAUAAUUAUACUUAUGCCACAACUGCAAAAUCAGAGGAGCAAGACCAAUUAGAAGUAACAGAAUAUCCUAUUGUAAAAAUUUCCAUUAACAAAAGUGAUGAUGAUAAUACAAAGCCUCAAGGAUUUGAAGAUAAAGUUAAAGAAUUUGGGGAAUUUCUAACAGACUUUAAUUUACCUACAAGGGAAGCUAAAUCAGAGCCAGAAACGAACAGAGUGGAAGUUAAAGAAGAGAUAAUUCUGCCAAAAAGAGUUUCUGCUGAUUCUACAAUCACUGAAUCACAAAAUUUGUAUAGAAACAAAAGACAAUCUGAACUUAUUGGUGCACCACGUAUCAAAGAUGUUAAUAAUACAGAAGUAAGGGUGCUGGCAAACAAAGGAUUACAGAAACUUUCAGAAAAUUUUGAAGGUACACAUGAACCUAUGCUAGUAGAAAUUGUGGAAGCCACUGAACAAAUAGUAUCGGGAUCUUUGUAUAAAAUAAAAGUUAAACUGGGCACGAGUACUUGCCCAAAAGGCUCUAAAGAUAAUUGUCAGUUAAAAGAAGGAAGUGAAAUCAAGGAAUGUUUGUUUUCGAUAUGGUCACAGCCAUGGAAAGAUAAUGGAUCUCCGGAAAUUACCAUCAAUUGCGAUCUAAACAACCGAGAAAAGCGGUCUUUAAAGGGUGCUCAGUAUAAUCAAAAAAUGUUAAAACUAGCUCAAGAUAUAAAAAACGAAACAUUGUUCGAAAAUUCUAAUUUACCAGCUGCAUCCUCUGAAAUUAAGGAAGAAAUCACUUUGCCAAAAGAGGUGUCCUUAACAGUUUCUAUGAUAAAUCAUUCUACUAAGUUAUACAGAAGCAAGAGAGAAUCUGGUCUUGUUGGUGCACCUAUUAAUAUAAACGUUACUGAUCCUGAAAUACAAGAGAUUGCUAAGAAAGGAUUGCAGAAAUUCACAGAAAGUUCUGAAGGUACAAACGAACAUACGGUAGUAGAGAUCGUAGAAGCCUCAAAACAAGUAGUAUCAGGAUAUUUGUAUAAAAUAAAAGUUAAACUGGGCACGAGUACUUGCCCAAAAGGUUCUAAAGAUAAUUGUCAGUUGCAAGAAGGAAGCGAAAUCAAGGAAUGUUUGUUCACAGUAUGGUCACAGCCAUGGAAAGAUAAUGGAUCUCCAGAAAUAACCAUUAACUGCGAUUUGAACGACCGACCAAAACGAUCCUUACGGGGUUCUCAAUAUAGUCAAAAAAUGUUGCAGCUAGCAAAAAAUAUCAAAGACGAAACUAUGUUCGAAGAUUUCAUCAGAGAACAUAAUAAAUCGUAUGCUUCAGCUAAAGAAAAACACAAUCGUUUCAAAAUUUUUAAAAAGAAUCUGAACAAAAUUGUAGAAUUGCAAAACUUUGAACAAGGAACAGCUGAGUAUGGCGUUACAAUGUUCGCAGACUUGACGCCUAAAGAAUUUAAAGCGCAUUAUCUAGGUUUGCGACAUGAUUUGAAACAAGAGAACGAAAUACCAUUUCCAAAAGCUGAGAUACCAAACAUUGAUUUACCUGCUAAAUUCGAUUGGCGUAAUUAUAACGCAGUCACACCUGUGAAAGAUCAGGGACAAUGUGGAUCGUGUUGGGCAUUUUCAGUUACAGGCAAUGUAGAAGGCCAGUAUGCAAUUCAAGAAGGCAAAUUGUUAUCGUUAUCUGAACAAGAACUAGUAGACUGUGAUACAAUGGACGAAGGAUGCGGCGGAGGUGAAAUGGAAAAUGCUUACAGAACCAUAGAAAAAUUAGGUGGUCUUGAAUUGGAAAUAGAUUAUCCUUACGAUGCCAGAAAUGAAAAAUGCAACUUCAAUCGAAGUAAAGCUAGGGUGCAGAUUGACUCAGCUGUAAAUAUAACAUCGAAUGAAACACAAAUGGCACAGUGGCUAGUAGCAAAUGGCCCGAUUUCUAUUGGUAUCAACGCUAAUGCCAUGCAAUUUUAUAUGGGUGGUGUUUCUCAUCCCUUCAAGUUUUUAUGUAGCCCUGAAAGUUUAGAUCACGGCGUUCUAAUUGUGGGAUAUGGCACGAGCAAGUAUCCUCUGUUCCACAAAGAGUUACCAUACUGGAUAAUAAAAAAUAGUUGGGGCCCAGGUUGGGGUGAACGAGGUUAUUACAGAGUAUAUAGAGGAGACGGUACCUGCGGAGUUAAUGCACAAGCUUCAAGUGCUAUAAUAAUAAAGAAAAAUUAUUCACGAAACUAACGUCUUUCAGGAUAUUUAACUCGUCUUAAAUAAAAUAUUUUUUGUUACUAAUACGAUAUGCAUGUUAUAUAAAUUUUAUCGCUUGCUUUAUGAAGAAAUUUUGUACGAUAUUUCUAAACGACAAAUAAUUUGUUUCAUAUGCCAAGUUGCGAGCUCGAAUUAAUUUCCAAUUAUAAUUAUAUAGAAUCGUACUUAUAAUGUUUUCGUAAUAAAAAGAAAUACUUGUUACGAUA
Messenger RNA from Hylaeus volcanicus, 3708 nucleotides. RefSeq lists its product as uncharacterized. Gene Ontology annotation, molecular function: cysteine-type endopeptidase activity; cysteine-type endopeptidase inhibitor activity. NCBI's taxonomy places the organism in Eukaryota, Metazoa, Arthropoda, Insecta, Hymenoptera, Colletidae. Gene Ontology annotation, cellular component: lysosome. Bases 248 to 3475 code for a protein of 1075 amino acids. The transcript has 3 exons. The record is from RefSeq and is a predicted model, not a curated record.